GAACAACGUGAGAAUAUCAACAACAGCCAUCGGCUUUUGUCCAUUUAUAGAUAUCUCAGCACGACAAUUGUGCACACAUACGGACGUUUGGUUGAUAGCAAUGGGUAAAUUUGCACCAAAGGAGCCAGUGGACCUGGACCCUCCAAGAGAUGAUCCUUUCACAAAGGAGGAGUUGUUACAAUACGACGGGGUGACAAAACCACAGAGAUACAUUGGCAUAAAAGGUGUGAUAUUUGACGUUACGAAGAAUGUUGCUGCCUACGGCCCAGGAACAAAGUAUAGCGUCCUGGUAGGACGCGAUGCCAGUAGAGCACUGGGCAAAUCGAGUUUGAAACCAGAGGACACAGAUAUCACCGUUAGUUCAGACGUCUCAACCUUGACAGAAAAGCAGUUACAGGUGCUGGAUGACUGGUACUCUUUCUUCAGCCAAAGAUACAACAUUGUGGGUAAAGUGGUUGAUUGAGAACGUUGAGAAAUGCCCACGGCUAAGAGUUAAUCCCUAUUUAAUCUAUUCUAACUUAACAGUGAC
Molecule: messenger RNA, 529 nt
Organism: Williopsis jadinii
Lineage: Eukaryota; Fungi; Ascomycota; Saccharomycetes; Phaffomycetales; Wickerhamomycetaceae
Product: cytochrome b5
Exons: 3
Coding region: 101-463 (120 amino acids)
Cellular component (GO): endomembrane system; membrane
Source: RefSeq, a predicted model, not a curated record